Messenger RNA from Heterocephalus glaber (naked mole-rat), 4763 nucleotides. It is a transcript of the gene Rxra, whose product is annotated as retinoid X receptor alpha. Gene Ontology annotation, biological process: regulation of DNA-templated transcription. Gene Ontology annotation, cellular component: nucleus. Gene Ontology annotation, molecular function: zinc ion binding; nuclear steroid receptor activity; sequence-specific DNA binding. The record is from RefSeq and is a predicted model, not a curated record. Lineage: Eukaryota; Metazoa; Chordata; Mammalia; Rodentia; Bathyergidae.
UGGGAACUGCCCAGCCUAGCGGGGACUGACAGGGAGUGUGACUCCCCACUCUGUCCUGCCUGUCCUUGCUGAGGGGCUGUGACCAGCCCUCCUCACUGCUCUGGCCCUGCCUCAGUUUACCUAGGGCCUGUAGGCAGGGCCAAGGAGACUGUGUAUAGACCUCCAUGUGGUUUGGGGCAGCCACAGAAAGGAAAUGAGCGAGGUUCCUCCCUAGCAUUGCCCAGCAGUCCCGGCCCUGUGUCAUUAAGGCUGGGUUCUCAUGGCACCGAGAAGGGCCCCCCGCCAGCCUCUGGGCCUGGGUCUCCCCUCUGCUGGGGCACAAGCUGUGUGGGGCCCAGCAGCCUCUGCCCAUGCUCGGGACUCAGCAUGCCCUCCUGGUGCCUGGGGACUAGCAUACGGGGCAUUCAGCGAGUGGCGACAAGGGGCUGCCCUGGGCUGCAGUGGGACCCUGGACAUCCGCGGCCCACCCGAGGCCCUGAGGAAUUCAGCACCCUCGUCCAGGUGGACUGGGAAAUCCCUGCAGGGGCCCAGGCUCUGGGGAAAGGAGGCUUUGGGUACUGAGCGCAUCACAUCCCAUCCCAUCCGCGGGAAAGGGGGAGGGGGCUGGGCCGUGAGGGAGGAGGGAGGCGAGUGCCUCCUGUGGGCUGGCCGGGCUACCCAAGGGCAGGUUGGUGGCUGGAGACAGCUGCGCAGCCUGCUUUCUGCCUCCGUCGGGGCUUUGCACAAGUGGGGGGCUGCCCAGCUGGGGCCAUGCGCAGCAGGCAGGCACGCUGGCUGGCGGGAUGCGGGGCUGGCGGUGCCUCCGGCCCAGUGUGCUGACUGCAGAGCCGGGCGGGAGGCAGAGGAACCAAAACUGCUGUGUCAUUGCACGCUGCAGCUGUUGCCAGGGCGACCGGCUCAGCUCGCCCAUGAACCCCGUGAGCAGCAGUGAGGACAUCAAGCCCCCACUGGGGCUCAAUGGUGUCCUCAAGGUCCCCGCCCACCCCUCAGGAAACAUGGCGCCCUUCACCAAGCACAUCUGUGCCAUCUGCGGGGACCGUUCCUCAGGCAAGCACUACGGCGUGUACAGCUGUGAGGGCUGCAAGGGCUUCUUCAAGCGGACUGUGCGCAAGGACCUGACCUACACCUGCCGGGACAACAAGGACUGCCUGAUCGACAAGCGGCAGCGCAACCGCUGCCAGUACUGCCGCUACCAGAAGUGCCUGGCCAUGGGCAUGAAGCGGGAAGCCGUGCAGGAGGAGCGGCAGCGGGGCAAGGACCGCAGCGAGAGCGAGGUGGAGUCGACCAGCAGCGCCAACGAGGACAUGCCGGUGGAGAAGAUCCUGGAGGCCGAGCUGGCCGUGGAGCCCAAGACGGAGACCUACGUGGAGGCGAACAUGGGGCUGAACCCCAGUUCGCCCAACGACCCCGUCACCAACAUCUGCCAGGCCGCAGACAAGCAGCUGUUCACGCUGGUGGAGUGGGCCAAGAGGGUCCCGCACUUCUCUGAGCUGCCGCUGGACGACCAGGUCAUCCUGCUGCGGGCGGGGUGGAACGAGCUGCUCAUCGCCUCCUUCUCCCACCGGUCCAUAGCCGUGAAGGAUGGGAUCCUCCUGGCCACCGGGCUGCACGUGCACCGGAACAGUGCCCACAGCGCAGGGGUGGGCGCCAUCUUUGACAGGGUGCUGACAGAGCUAGUGUCCAAGAUGCGGGACAUGCAGAUGGACAAGACGGAGCUGGGCUGCCUGCGUGCCAUUGUCCUCUUCAACCCAGACUCUAAGGGGCUCUCGAACCCCGCCGAGGUGGAGGCGCUGAGGGAGAAGGUGUACGCGUCGCUGGAGGCCUACUGUAAACACAAGUACCCGGAGCAGCCAGGCAGGUUCGCCAAGCUGCUGCUCCGGCUGCCGGCCCUGCGCUCCAUCGGGCUCAAGUGCCUGGAGCAUCUCUUCUUCUUCAAGCUCAUCGGGGACACUCCCAUCGACACCUUCCUCAUGGAGAUGCUGGAGGCCCCGCACCAGAUGACCUAGGCUGCUGGCCGCCUGCCCGCCCGGCCCGCGCGGACCCUCGGGGCGCUGAGGGAUGCCGCCAUCCCUGACAUCUUCAUUGCCGCUUGGCUGUGGCCCAGGGCAGCAGAAGCAGCUGAGACCCGGCCAGGCCCCUGCCCACUGGCUCUUGCCCGUGCCUGGGGCUGCAGGCACUGGGAGGGGCUCAUUUGUUGCUGUUUGUCGUUGGAGGUUCUCGAAUCCCCCCUUGGCCCUGACUGGAGUGACCGUCUUUGACAGCCCUGAGAGCUCACUCGGGGACAGGGGCAGGGCCAGGUGGGUGCCGGCUGAGUCUCACUGCAGGAGGCCCCCGCAGCCCUGCUGGAGCCCAGGGGCACCCCGGGGCCACGAGCCUCCCUUUUUGAGGAAUGGAGGGUGAGCAGCCCCGCUUUCCAGAGGAAACCGGUGAGAUCUCCCCAGCCACCGAGAACACAAGCCGACCUUCUGCAGGGUUUUGGGGCCACCCGAAGGCCGCAGGGACUGGGAGCACCCUCACCCCGCCUUGGUCUUCCCUUUGCAUCAUUGUCCUGCUUGCAUCUUCCCCCUGCUGUGUGUGCCUGCUCAACCCACGGUACCCUGAGAUCACCGUGCAGCAUGCAGGCCGCGCCUGUGUGGGCUCUACUGACCCCUGUGCUGGACGGCACCAUCCCAGGGACAGCAGGGGAUUCUGACUGGGUUCCCUCGGAGGGACACAGGAGGCCUUGGGAGCCAGAGGGGCUUCUGGGAGAACAAGCCUUGAAGGCAGGGCAGGGGUGUCUUCCUUCCAUGGCCUCUGUGUCUGCUUGGGGACUCUGCAGCCUCCUGGGCCCCAGGGUGGAGUUAGUGGGUGUUGACAUCCACCCAGAGCCCUAGCUGGGCCCCGGCUCCCACGGCUCCCUUGGCCAGGUGGGCCACCGCAGACCUGAGACCCAGUGUUGAGUGGUCUGCUGAGUGGGUGGGGAAUGGAGGGACAAGGAGGUGGCACAGGGAGGGGCCCUUGAACCCCCACAAGCAGCCCUGGGCUGGGGCCUGGGGUGGCCCUGUUGGCAGGGAGGACCUGGGAGUGGGGUGGGAGGUGGCAGGUGGGAGGAGCCAGCUUCCAGGCCUCUGGAGGACGGGCGUGUCCAGCUCAGGGCAUGGCAGCACCAGGCAGAGGCUCACAGGCACUUGGUCCCACCUGCACCUAGCUCGGUGCCUUCUGCAGCCCGUUGCACCCAGGCUGUGCCUGCACCUGCCAUGUGCAGUGCCCCCAGGCUCCUGUGCACCCCUCGGGAAUGUCCAUGGCUCCAGCAGAGAAAACCUAGGGACAGAAGUCUCCUCAGUCUCUCAGAAGUUCCCUCCGUCCCUGGGCCUGGCUGGCCUACCCCCCCCCCCCCCCACCCCACCCCCCCCCCCCCCAAGCCAGAACCCCAUGCCCUGUGGCCCUUGCAGCCUUACCUGCCGCCCACUCCCUGUUGCUCUUCCCGCGGCUUCCUGUCCCCUUCUUGUUCGUGCCCUGUCACCACCAUUGUCCGUCCAGCGCUGCUGGUGUUCGAGGUGGGCCGUGGGGAGGUAGGAGGCCUCUUUAACCAGGCCUUCAGCCAUGCUGCCAGUCUGGCGCAAUUGAGGUGAUUUUUGUAAUUAUUAUUAUAUUUUGGUGGGACAGUCUUUAAUUUUCUAAAGAUAGCACUGACAUCAGCUCCUCGGCCACCCUGUGCACGUCCCUGCUGUGGCCGGGCCCAUGACCUCCCCCUUGCCGUAUCCCUUCCCACGUGGACAUUCACACCGGCUCCCGUGGCUGAGAAGCGAAGUUGGACGCAGGGCCCGGUGGCCCGCCUGGUGCCUGUCAGCAGAUGGACCCUCGUCACGCUGGAGCGCGUGGUCUCUGGGCGACGUCGCCCCGGGUGCUGUUUCCCGAGCUCUCGGUGGUCCCUGGGGAUCACAGGCUGGCAGCCUGGUGACAGUGCCGGAGAGGACACCGGGUGCCGGCCGGAACGUGGGGCCUGGUCCCUGUACACACGGGUGUGUGGUGUAAACGUGUAUGUGCAGUACAGAGACGCUGCAAGCGAGGAGCCGUGUCACAGUUACCAAUGUUUCGUGUUUAUUUUUAAUCAAGACUUUCCCUGUGUCCCUGUAAAUUUGCUUCCUGUAAGCAAGCACCAGAGGAUCCCUCCUUUGGUGAAAUCUGGGUCUGAAUGAGAAUCUUGAGGCAGGAGAUGCAUCUAUUUUAAGAUGCCUGGGAGUGGCAGCUUCGGCAGUCCCAACCCCUAGCAAUGCCUUAGCCGGGACGCUCGCUAAUGCUUUAGGGAUGUCACAUCCACAAGGAGAGAGAGAUAAGGAAAUGUCUAAAGCAUUGGGAAAGGUUAAAAAAAAUCUAUUUUUGUACAAAUGUAAUUUUAUCCCUCAUGUAUACUGGAUGAUAUGGCGGGGGGUGGGCCUAUUUUGUUUCUGCUUCUAGCUGUCCAGGCGAGACUCGGAACGUGGAGGCUCUGCAGACCCCUGCCUGUGGAUGCCUCUCGGCCGGGGCGGGGGCCGGGGCAGCCAGGGAGCCCAGGGUCGCCCUCGUGCCUUCCCAGUACUCCGUGGAACCAUGCUGUCCCCUCGCCUGCUGGCCGGCCUUCCCACAACUCUGUCUGACUGUGAAAUUCCUUCCCUCCGUAAUUGUUCUCUGCAACAUCGCAACGCAGUCGCCAGGGUUGGACGAACGAUGGCGUUAGGGUCGUGGAACAGAGACACACAGAGGAAAACAUGAGAGGGGAAACAAAAUGAGCGUUUCAAAAUCCA